Choloepus didactylus (southern two-toed sloth) is the source of this 4222-nucleotide messenger RNA. It is a transcript of the gene ZSWIM7, whose product is annotated as zinc finger SWIM-type containing 7. The record is from RefSeq and is a predicted model, not a curated record. Gene Ontology annotation, cellular component: Shu complex. The transcript has 5 exons. Gene Ontology annotation, molecular function: zinc ion binding. The coding region runs from base 103 to 522 and encodes 139 amino acids. Gene Ontology annotation, biological process: double-strand break repair via homologous recombination. Lineage: Eukaryota; Metazoa; Chordata; Mammalia; Pilosa; Megalonychidae.
UCGCCCCGCCCCGCGGAGUGCGUGCGCUUGGAGAGCGACGCUGCGUGCUGGGUCAUGGCGGCCGCCGGGCCCUGAGGACGCGGAGGGGCGGCCUGCGAGGCCAUGGCCGUGCUGCCGGCCGUCGUGGAGGAGCUCCUGAGCGAGAUGGCCGCGGCGGUGCGCGGGAGCGCGCGAAUUCCUGACGAGCAUCUGUUAUCGAUGAAGUUCAUCUUUGGCUCCUCAGCCAUCCAGGCCUUGGACCUCGUGGAUCGACAGUCCGUCACCUUAAUCUCUUCUCCCAGCGGGAGGCGUGCGUACCAGGUACUUGGAAGUUCUGGUAAAACAUACACGUGCUUGGCCUCCUGCCAUUACUGCCCGUGCCCUGCCUUUGCCUUCUCGGUGGUGCGGAAGAGCGAGAGCCUGCUGUGCAAGCAUCUCCUGGCAGUGUACCUUAGUCAGGUUACGGGGACCUGCCAGCAGCUCAGCGUCUCUGACAAGCAGUUGACUGAUAUCCUGUUGACGGGGGAGGAACAAGCAGCGUAAAUGGUACCUGCUGAGCACCGCUGUCUGUCAAGAUAGAAGUCCCACCAAAGAAACGUUUUAACCCAUCACGGGUCACAUGGAAGAGAAGUGAAGUGGAUCUUCCUGGGACUCCUGCAGGAAGGGCAUGGGGGGACCCAGGUGUGAGUGAGGCUGGAAGCUUGUACGAGACUCAUGGACUGUCGGAACCAGCCUCUGAGCUCCUUGGAUGAAAAAAUAUCCCCUGGCUAGAAUCAAGGAUUUUAGGUUAAAAUAAAGCCUGCUAUGGUGUCAUGCCCACAAUUAGUUAAAAGCUUAAGUGAUUGAAUUACUAGUAAUUUUUAAAGUUGGAAUGGUAGGUAAAAUAAUGGCGUUCAAGUGUUAGUUCUUUUCCUUCAGCCCAGAAAAUGAUUCUGCAGCAGUAAAAGACCAGAGCAGAGAGAGAUGCCUAAACAGCAGCAAGUGUGGAAAGACCGAGGUUCUGGUUUCAGGAAGCUCCGGGUGUCUGUGGCGUUGGCACCAGAACCACUUAAGCAGGCUGUGUUGUUAGCGAGCUGGUAACUCAGACAAGGGAGGGGCUCGUUGGCUCUGCGUGUAAUUCUGAACUUUGUUACAGGCCACAUGAGGAGAAGGUCCCAAAGUCAUGUCUUGGAGGGAAGUGAAAGACACUGCGAACAAUUUUCAGUCUGAAGAAGAAAGGGCAAAAGAGAUACAAGGUGGCUUGUUUCCAGGGAGAGAAAUGGGACUUGAUUCGACCCAAAGUAGGAUCCUUUUUCCAAAUGGGAGACAGAUUCAGCACAAGACGGGCACUUCUUCCCAGGGAAAGCCAGAGUGGGAUCCUAGAAGGAUUCCCUUUCUCCGGAGGGGCUCACAGGCCUGCAGGCUCCUCGCAGUGGACAAACAAAGGAAGCAGGUGAUUUUACAGCCCAGGAAUCCACCCCCUCUGAGCCCGGGAACAGGAGGUGCUCACAAAGGAACGCGGUGCCCAGGCCCAGGCCGCAGAUGCCACGGUGCUCUAUGGUUGGCAGAGCCUUGGGUUUUUGAAAAGUUUUCUUUUUAUUUUACCUGUUACACACAAACAGUUAUAUAAUUUUACUUAGUAAAAUUUUCACACUUUGGGUUCUAACAACUUGGCCAAACAUGACCUUGGGAAAGAAGUAAAAAAAAAGGAAAAGAAAAACCAUUACCAAGCCCUAGAAUGGGGCAACAACAACAAGAUCUAGCAGGAAGAGCCCCACUUCUCCGAUUUCUUCCUCUAGAGUUAGUUUUCUGUAUAUGGAAAAGAAGGGCGCUCAGCACUGUUAGCUGAUAAUACUCUACAUAAGAACUUACGGGAGUCUCAUUUCCCUAAAUUAACAGCAGCAGCUUGAUUGAAAAACUACACUUGAUUGCCUGGUGGCCUUCCUAGGAGCAAGUAUACAUUUUCAGUAUAUCCAACUCAUUUUCCAUGCCUCUAAGUUAAAGGUAUUUUCCUUAUAAUAGUUCACAGUGUUUCACAGUAAAAUGGUUUCAGUCAUUUCCUACUAUGAGAGGCAGAUUCUUAAAAAACAACCAAAAAAGGAACAAAAAAACCCUGCCUUUUAGAAUCCAUCAAAACCAUCAGCAUCUUCCACAUAGUAAGAGCAGCCGAGUAGAACAAUAAAUGCCACAAAAAUGUAUUUGUCAACCCUUGGCGCCUACUAAUAACAUGUACAAAUUAGCUAGAUAUGUGGUAACCCCAGGGAAGCACUUGGAAGAGUCCGCCGGAGCCUGGGUCAUAGGUCAAGAGCAGGCUGUGCUCCUGCAUGCCCAGUCCCACUCUUGAGGUCGUCUUUCUGGCAGAGAACGUACCUGGAGAUGAUUCUGUGGAAAGUAUAGCGGAAGUCUCGGUUCCGGUAGGCGUAGACGACGGGGUUGACGACCGAGUUGGUGUGUGACAGCAGGAUGGCCAGGUUGAUCGCCCACUUGGGCUUCCCCUCCGCGCGAGCCGGCUGGAAAAGAGUGACGCAGUUUAUGGCGUGCACUGGCAACCAGCACAGAGCAAAGAUCCCCACAAUCAUGGCCAGGGACUUGGCUGCGUGGAUCUCCCGCUGCAGGAUGGUCCUCGAGUGGUCCAUCAGCUCCGAGCGCUGGAGCUGCUUACAGGCCACCGCGAAGAUCUUGAUGUAGAUCACCAGCAUGAUGAGCAGCGGGGGCAGGACGCACCCAAAGAAAUUGAAGUACACCAUGUAGCUCAUGGGGAUCACGUUCUCAAAGAGACACUUCACGCGGCAGCAGCUCCCGUUUGUGCUUCUGCCCCGCGGCUCUGUGCAGUUGGUGGCACUGUCUCUGCUGUUCCACCCCAGGAACGGGGUCAGUCCAAUGCCAAAGGCCAGGACCCAGAGGGCGGCGAUGACGCAUCUUGCCCGGGUCCCGGUGACCAGGCUCUUGUACCUGUCCGAGAGAGCGCCGCGCGUUACGGUCAGUCACCAGAACCCCAGCCCAAGCCCCCACCUGCCUCUGUGCCGUGGCCUUUACUCUUACCAAACCCUAAGGCUCAGCCCCCGACGGCUCCACGGCCCUUCACCCCCAGCACUAAAGACCCGCGGGCAGGAUACGGGCAGCUCUGCUCUGAAAGCGCAACAGGAUCUCCCUUCUUGACCUAAUACCCCACUUCUGUUUAGGGGCGAACGAUGGUGAAAUGAGAACACAUGGCAUGGGCCCUGAACGCGUGCCUGCUAAUCUCCCUUUGUGUCUGGGCCUCGUAAGGCCCUGCUCUAGUGGCUGGUGCACAUCAGGGAGCAGAACACACAGAGCCCUGCUUCUCAGGAACCUGUAUUCUAGCAGGGGAGAAAGAACACAGCAAGCAGCAAGCGUGAGCUCGUACAUGACGCGGUCCGUUAGAAGGUACGAAAGCGGCAGCAGCGGAGGAAGGACGGUCAGCGCUGGCAGUGCGUGUGGUUCUGGGGAGGCCGGCAGGGAAGGCCUCGGCGAUGGCGACGCUGGGGCAGAGGCCUAAAGGAAGUGAGGCCGGAGCCUCCGGAGGGAGCGAACCAGAGGUGUGCCUUGGGCCGUGGGCAGGGCUGUCCCUGGCCUCUGUAAACCGUGGGAGAACAACGGUUCCGGUUCCGGCAACACCCAACUGUAGAGAAAUGCUAGCGACAGGUGAUAAAAAUCAGGAAAUCAUUUAGCAAAUAGUAAGCAGAUAACUUUUCAGUAAUUUCUUAAAGUGUUAAAUCUUAUAUAAAAUCACCAGAAACCAUAAUGUACAUUUUAGACACUUGGCUAUAUAAUAUACAGAUGUGUCGAUUAAUAACUGGUCCAUAAUAUGUCAGUCUACUAAGUAAAUGAAAGGAAAUCUACCUGUGACCUCUGGGGGGAAACUGGGAAGUAAUCGACGGGAGUUACCUUAAGAUUGUGGAAAGUGUCACCUUUUCCUUUGCAGGAUCAAGCCUGGACUCAGCCCACCCCACAGAGCCCUCCAGCCUCAGCUGAGGCCCUCUGCCCGCCUCGCUGCCCAGCGGCUCCCUCCUGCCAGGCUGCCCGGGCAUCUCAAGGGCCCCCUGCCCUCCUGAUCGCCUCUCGGGCAGAGGCCCACUCCCUCACCCUGGCCCCAGACGCACACCUGCCGGAGCACAGGUGUUUCCCCUCCACGAGAAUAGUGACACCUGGUAAGGGCUGGACGGUGUCCCUUUGUGUGGCCUGCCUGGCACUGGUAGGUUCUUAGUAAAAACAGAGCCAUCACUAAUAAAUCCAUAAUCUGUCA